UGCUUCAAUCCUGCGGUCAGUCGUGAACCAUCAUGCCACGUGCAACGAGCAACAGUGCAGCCAACUUGGAACGGCUGGUGAUACGCAUCUCCAGCCACAUGGCGGUGCUGAAGCUUAACAUCAUAGACCCGGCCUGGCGCCCGACCCUGCGCUUCGGUAUCGUACUGUUCCUUACCGCCCUCGUACCGGUGUAUAUCUGGCAGGGGAUCAAGGUGUACCGGACACGGUUCGAAACCCUGCUAGAGGUCCUGUCUGUCGCCGGUUGCGGCUGGCAGAUGUUCUUCCGCAUGUACUUCUACCUGUUCCAGCAAGACCGCUGCCGGCAGAUUGUGCAGGAAGUGCGCGACCAGCGGACCGUGUACGGUGCUGAUCGAAAUCCCCGCAUGGAGAAGUUGUUCCGGGCUGGCACGAAGCGUAUGCUGUUGGCGUACCGCGUCAUACAUCUGAUGUACGGGACGUCUUACUUCUUUCAGCUGGGUCCGCUGAUCAUGCCCGAUCCGCACAAGUGCAACCUGCCGUUGGCGUUGCAAUUGCCCUUUUUACCACCGGAUCGAAAUAUGGUCUACUACUGCAUCAACUACGCGCAUCACUUGCUGCUCAACACGAUCGGUGUCUUUAUCUUGCUGCCGAUGGAUGGUGUGCUGAUCGUGGCACUGCUGAACAUCUGUACGCGUAUCGCUGCCCUGCAGCUACUGCUGGAGGAGCUGGAUGCGAAGCUCGGGACCGUGCAAUGGCAGCAAACGGCCCAUCUCGACGCCGAGCUGAACCGCAUCAUCGAGCUGCACAUCGACACGAAGCGCUUCGCGCGCGUCAUCUACGAAACGUACCAGAUGCACUUUUUCUCCAUGUUCAGCGUGCUGUGUUUCGUGAUCUGCAUGUGCAUGAAUGUGGUCGCCCGGGACCCGCGCAGUACGCUGAUACCCUUUGGGCUCGCCUCGACGGGCCAGCUAUUUGUGAUCUGCAUGCUGGGUAACGUGCUGUACAUCGUUAGCGAUCGGCUGAAGGACAGUGUGUACGGUAUUCGCUGGUACCGGUGCACGGUUUCGCAGCAGAAGAGGCUCCUGUUUCUGCUGGCCAAUGCACAGCCGGAAAUCGUCAUGGGUGCGGUGUUUAUACCGGUUACGAUGACAUCGUUCGUGACGAUCAUCCGAGCGGCCUAUUCUUACUUUACCAUACUUUAUUGA
Anopheles gambiae (African malaria mosquito) is the source of this 1184-nucleotide messenger RNA. RefSeq names its product odorant receptor 22c. Lineage: Eukaryota; Metazoa; Arthropoda; Insecta; Diptera; Culicidae. The transcript is spliced from 2 exons. The coding region runs from base 33 to 1184 and encodes 383 amino acids. Gene Ontology annotation, molecular function: olfactory receptor activity; odorant binding. The record is from RefSeq and is a predicted model, not a curated record. Gene Ontology annotation, cellular component: plasma membrane. Gene Ontology annotation, biological process: detection of chemical stimulus involved in sensory perception of smell; sensory perception of smell.